Molecule: messenger RNA, 1012 nt
Organism: Dalotia coriaria
Lineage: Eukaryota; Metazoa; Arthropoda; Insecta; Coleoptera; Staphylinidae
Gene: CkIIbeta
Product: casein kinase II subunit beta
Exons: 6
Coding region: 157-825 (222 amino acids)
Cellular component (GO): protein kinase CK2 complex; cytoplasm
Molecular function (GO): protein kinase regulator activity
Source: RefSeq, a predicted model, not a curated record
GUUUCAAUAGUGGGGAGGCAGAUUUCCACAGCGUCAUUUGAAUUUCCCGCGGCUGACAUGGCGGCAGCUCAUUUCGAGAGCAGAUGUCGCGGCGGUGGUUUCCUUUCGCGUAAAUGAAGUAGCGUAAGCGUGGCUAAUCAAGGUACAAAAAGGAAAAUGAGUAGCUCCGAGGAGGUUUCGUGGAUCUCAUGGUUUUGUGGACUGAGGGGCAAUGAGUUCUUUUGUGAGGUCGAUGAGGAUUAUAUUCAGGACAAAUUCAACCUAACAGGAUUAAAUGAACAAGUACCACACUAUAGACAAGCACUGGAUAUGAUAUUAGAUUUAGAACCAGAUGAUGAAUUAGAGGAUAAUCCUAAUCAAUCAGACCUGAUUGAGCAGGCAGCUGAGAUGCUCUAUGGUCUAAUUCAUGCUAGGUACAUUUUAACCAAUCGCGGAAUCGCCCAAAUGAUUGAAAAGUAUCAGUCAGGAGAUUUUGGUCACUGUCCCAGAGUGUAUUGUGAAUCACAACCUAUGUUACCCUUAGGUCUAUCCGAUGUACCUGGUGAAGCAAUGGUUAAAUCAUACUGUCCGAAGUGUAUGGAUGUGUACACACCGAAAUCGUCUCGACACCAUCACACCGACGGUGCUUACUUUGGCACCGGCUUCCCGCAUAUGCUCUUCAUGGUGCAUCCAGAGUACAGACCUAAACGUGCUACAAAUCAAUUCAUUCCGAGAUUAUUUGGAUUCAAAAUUCAUCCACUGGCAUAUCAGCUGCAGCAGAACGCGGCGUCGACGUUCAAAGCACCAAUGCGCGCCAGUAUCCCGUACAACAACGGCAAGCGUUAAUUUCAGUUGAUACCUAGAGCUAGCUGCGCCGGCGCGUCUUCACAAGACACAACACAAUGGACGCGCUGCCGAAAUUCUGAAAACAAAUGAACAACACCUCGAGCUAUGUGCGCGAGCCGCACAUACCUACAUUCUAUCUGUAUUUCUUAAUCUAAUAAAAACGAUGUCAAAAACCAAAAAAAAAAAA